This is a messenger RNA of Gordionus sp. m RMFG-2023, 639 nucleotides long. RefSeq names its product zinc finger CCHC domain-containing protein 9-like. Gene Ontology annotation, molecular function: zinc ion binding; translation regulator activity; mRNA binding. NCBI's taxonomy places the organism in Eukaryota, Metazoa, Nematomorpha, Gordioida, Chordodea, Parachordodidae. The transcript has a single exon. Bases 1 to 639 code for a protein of 212 amino acids. Gene Ontology annotation, cellular component: cytoplasm. Gene Ontology annotation, biological process: positive regulation of cytoplasmic translation. The record is from RefSeq and is a predicted model, not a curated record.
AUGAGAAGGAGUCGCAGCGUAAGAAUUAAAGGACAAACUUUGACCAUUGAGCGAUAUAAUGGAGAGGAGGAUAUGAUGGGUAAAGUUACUUGGUUACCGGUUCAGGAGUUAAUUAAAGGGUCAACGGAUAGCGAUAUAAAUAGUAAAAUAUAUGGCUCUGAUAAACAAAGUUUGGGAAAUAAUCAAGUGUUGCGACCAUAUAGAGAGCCCAGAGAAAAUUCUCGGGGAAGGAGAGUAGAAAUACAAAAUUUUGAAUCUCGGGGGAGAGGGGUAAUGAGCUGUUAUAAUUGCGGUAAACCAGGUCAUAUGCUCAUAGAUUGCCGUGAGGCGAAAUGUUUUGGUUGUGGAAAAUUAGGACAUAUAGCCCCUUAUUGUCCGGGUAAGCAAGAGAGAUUAAGAUGUGCGGGUUGUGGUAGGUUUGGGCAUAAUAAGGAGGAAUGUAAUGCGAACAAUUACAAUAACAAAAGUGAUUUCCCACAGAGAGGGAUGAGUGCGAAUGCUUUAAAUGUGAGAAUUAUUGAGUGGGAGAGAAUGGAAGAGGGGCGGACAGUUAAUGUCAAAGAGUUGGAGGAAAAAAAUAUAGAAUGUUUUCGAUGCCGAAAGGGUGGGCAUGUGGCGAGGGACUGUGAGAAUUUGUGA